Mesorhabditis spiculigera is the source of this 801-nucleotide messenger RNA. The record is from the annotation of a GenBank genome assembly. NCBI's taxonomy places the organism in Eukaryota, Metazoa, Nematoda, Chromadorea, Rhabditida, Rhabditidae.
AUGUUGCUAUUUUUCGUUUGCUUCGUUGCUGGUGCUCACGCGGCGACGAGCUGGAACAGCGUGCACGUCGCUUAUGAAAACUGGAAGAUCUGCCUGACGCGUAACCUCCAGGUCGGCGACGUCGUCAAGGUCAAGGGCACGCUGGCUGCGAAAGCUGUCAGAUGGACAUGCAACAUCGAGAUGGAAUCUCGAAACGGCGUGUUCAUCCACGCCGAUCACCGCAUCGCCGCGAAGAGUACCGUUUACAACAUGAAAUACCCCGGGCAGAGGUGGCCAAAGGAGGCGCACUUUUCGAAGGUGCCCUACAAGGCCGGCCAGGACUUUGAGAUCCAUUUUACGAUCAAAUCCGCGAAAAGCGUAGAAGUUUCCUACGGCUCGGGCGCAAAGUGGGGCGGAGCGCUCUUCACAAAGAGUAACACGAUCCCGAAUCCCGGACUCGAGAACAUGAGGAUGAUCCGAUGCGACGGCGACAUGUCGAACGUGAUGUUUGCUGGUCCGCCCGUCGGGCUCUGCGCAGAUCAACUCCAGGCUGCGCCAACGUCAGCCCCUACCGCUGCUCCUACGCAAGCCAUCACUCAGACACCCAAAAACCAGAGCGGAAACAACAUGGAAACAACGACUGUGCAUGGCCUGACCGAGCACAACAACCAAGUGGGCGGUAGCUCCACGGACCUCCCGACCACUACACCGGCGAAUGGUGGCGGAGCGGCGACGACGGUGGUCAACCCGGGCGGCGGGACGCCCACCGAAAGCCCAGCCCCUCCGGCACCAUGUGUUGGUUAUGGCUGCGCCUAUGGCCGU